AGAAAGAAAAUAAGAAACAGAGAGAGGAAAGAGAAAUUGUUAUGGAUUACUCCCGUAUAGAUAACGACGACGACGGUGGAAAAAACAUGCAGCCGGCGGCGGCGGCGGAGAUGAUAAGCUCUGAUCUAGAAGUCGUCUUAUCUGACAUCACCACCACCCGCAUCCACCGCCUUAGAAAAGCCACCGCCAUAGAACUAAAAACCCUUUUCCGGUUAGCAGCUCCGGCCAUAGUGGUCUAUUUACUAAACAACGUCACUUCCAUGAUCACACAAAUCUUCUGCGGCCACCUCGGAAAUCUCCAACUCGCCGCCGUCUCCCUUGGCAACAACGGCAUCCAACUCUUUGCCUAUGGCGUUAUGUUAGGAAUGGGAAGUGCGGUGGAGACACUAUGUGGACAAGCAUUUGGAGCAAAUAAGCAUGACAUGCUUGGUGUAUAUCUUCAAAGAUCAAUCAUUCUUCUCACUUUAACCGCUAUACCUCUCACCAUUAUUUACCUUUGUUCUAAACCAAUCCUUCUUCUCCUUCACGAAUCAUCUGAUAUCGCUGGCGCCGCUGCCCUUUUCCUCUACGGUCUCAUCCCUCAGAUCUUCGCCUACGCUGUUAAUUUCCCCAUCCAGAAGUUCCUCCAAGCCCAGAGUAUAGUGUUGCCGAGUGCGGUGAUAUCGGCGGCGACACUUGUGGUGCACACGGUGCUGACGUGGGUGGUGGUUUAUAAGCUCGGGUGGGGAUUAUUGGGGGCGUCGUUGGCGCUAAGUUUCUCUUGGUGGGUGGUUGUGGUUGCGCAGUUUGUAUACAUAUUGACUAGUAGUAGAUGUAAGGCCACUUGGACAGGGUUCAACAUACAAGCAUUUACCGGUCUUUGGGACUUUCUAAAGUUGUCAACAUCCUCGGGUGUUAUGUUGUGUUUGGAGACUUGGUACUAUCAAAUCAUUGUCUUAGUUGCUGGUUUGCUCGAUAAUCCUGAGAUUACUUUGGACUCUCUUUCAGUCUGCUUCACUAUAACUGGUUGGGUAUACAUGAUUUCAGUGGGAUUCAAUGCAGCCGCUAGUGUAAGAGUAAGCAACGAGCUUGGAGCUGGGCAUCCGAAAUCGACUGAGUUUUCGGUGGUGAUAGUAACACUGAGCUCACUCUUCAUUUCGACAUUAUUGGCCAUUAUCGUUUUCAUUUUUCGAAACUACAUCAGUUACAUUUUUACCGAAGGCAUAACUGUUUCAAACGCGGUCGCAGAUUUAUCCCCUUUCUUGGCCUGUUCCAUUAUACUCAAUGGAGUUCAGCCUGUUUUAUCUGGGGUAGCUGUGGGAUGUGGAUGGCAAACAUUUGUAGCAUAUGUAAAUUUGGGUUGCUAUUAUGUAAUUGGUCUUCCCUUGGGUAUUAUCCUUGGUUUUCCAUGCAAUCUUGGUGCUAAGGGAAUUUGGUCAGGGAUGAUGGGAGGCACUAUAUUACAGACUAUUAUAUUAAUAUGGGUUACAUAUCGCACCAAUUGGACCACAGAGGUGGAGAAAGCUAAGGUUCGUUUGGAUACAUGGGAGGGAAGAAGUCGGGAGGAGUCGGAGGAGCCUCUUUUAAAAGGUUGAUCAUACACAGCCUUAAUGACCAUGUCUUCUUUCUUCUUCCUUUCCCAUUUGCUCCAUUUCAAUUUCUUUUUUUUUUUGUAUUUCAUUUAUCUUUAAAUAAUCCACAAGUACUACCUCAUAUGUUUUUUCUUUAAUCAAGAUUUCAUCAAAAAUGCAAAAUUGGUAUCUAAGUAUAAAACCAAUGUAUAAGUUAUAAGUUAAAAAUUUGUUAU
Messenger RNA from Impatiens glandulifera, 1786 nucleotides. Its product is annotated as protein DETOXIFICATION 40-like. The record is from RefSeq and is a predicted model, not a curated record. Gene Ontology annotation, biological process: xenobiotic detoxification by transmembrane export across the plasma membrane. The transcript is spliced from 8 exons. Gene Ontology annotation, cellular component: membrane. Lineage: Eukaryota; Viridiplantae; Streptophyta; Magnoliopsida; Ericales; Balsaminaceae. Gene Ontology annotation, molecular function: antiporter activity; xenobiotic transmembrane transporter activity. Bases 42 to 1574 code for a protein of 510 amino acids.